This is a messenger RNA of Lathyrus sativus (Indian pea), 1260 nucleotides long. NCBI's taxonomy places the organism in Eukaryota, Viridiplantae, Streptophyta, Magnoliopsida, Fabales, Fabaceae. The record is from the annotation of a GenBank genome assembly.
AUGGGACUGGCUCUUAAUUGCAACUUGGCUUUUAACUCCAAGUUUGAUAGGAAACAGUAUUUUUAUCCUGAUCUUCCAAAAGGGUAUCAGAUUUCUCAGUUUGAUGUUCCGAUUGCGACUGCGGGUUUUCUUGAUGUUGAUAUUCCUUUGGGGCUUGGUGGGGGGCAUAAGAGGUUUGGCAUUACAAGGGUUCAUAUGGAAGAGGAUGCAGGGAAGCUUAUGCAUUCUGAAAAUGGAAAUUUCUCUCAGGUUGAUCUAAAUAGGGCAGGGGUACCUUUGCUAGAGAUAGUUUCUGAACCUGACAUGAGAAAUGGUAUUGAAGCAUCAGAAUAUGCAUCAGAGUUACAGAGGUUGGUUAGGUAUUUGGGAGUGAGCAAUGGCAAUAUGCAAGAAGGUUCUCUUCGAUGUGAUGUAAAUGUAUCAGUACGACCCAUUGGGCAGUCAAAGUUAGGGACAAAGGUUGAAGUAAAAAAUUUGAACUCAUUUGCGUCAAUGAGCAGAGCUAUUGAUUUUGAAAUCUCAAGGCAGGUACAACUUCAUAGUCAAGGUCAAGAAGAUCAGAUAGUACAGGAAACUCGACUUUGGGAAGAAGGUUCUCAGAGAACAAUUACAAUGAGAAAAAAGGAAGGGCUUGCUGAUUAUCGAUAUUUUCCAGAACCAGACCUUCCAUCAGUAAUCCUUUCCCAAGAAUACGUGAAUGCUAUUCAAAAUUGUUUACCAGAGCUUCCUGAAGAAAAACGUAGGAGAUAUGAAAAGAUAGGAUUAGGCAUGCAAGAUGUUCUUUUCCUAGCUAAUGAUAAAAAUAUUGCAGAGUUUUUUGACGCUACUCUUGCAAAGGGUGCUGAUGCAAAACUGGUUGCCAACUGGAUAAUGAGUGACAUUGCCGCCUUCAUGAAAAAUGAAAAGCUGACCAUAAAUGACAUAAAGCUUACACCUGAAGAGUUGUCCGAGUUGAUAGGUUCCAUUAAAGGUGGAAUCAUCAGUGGCAAGAUUGGGAAGGAGAUACUAUUUGAGCUGUUAGCCAAGGGUGGAAGUGUCAAGGAACUCAUAGAAAAAAAGGAUUUGGUUCAGAUAGCAGAUCCAGUUGAAAUUGAAAAAAUGGUGGACAAAGUGAUUGCAGAGAAUCCGAAACAGGUAGAGCAAUAUCGAGGAGGCAAAACUAAACUUCAGGGUUUUUUUGCGGGCCAGGUAAUGAAGAUAUCUAAAGGCAAGGCAAAUCCAGGUCUACUUAACAAGAUUCUCUUGGAGAAAUUGAAUUAA